AGUUUUCCCGCGCGAUGCUAGCGCCACGUAUUAGAACAGGCGUCAGAUUUAGUUUGGUUAUGACAAUUUCUCAAAAAUGUGGGUAUUUAAAAAAGUUAUGGUGUUUUAGUUAAUUAUUUUAGUAUGUCAGAGUGUUGAUCAAUAUAUUUGUGGUGUUUUUAAUUGAAAAUACAGAUGUUUGACAUCAAUAAUCAUUGUUUUAUGUGGCAAAAUCAGAGCCAUGGAUAACCACAAAGAAUUUACAUCGUCUUCCACGAUAUCGUUUGUAGAAUCAAGUACAGAAGAGAAAGGCGUAAGAACCAGAAGGAAGUCGUUCUUCAGAAGGAACGGUCUUCUGAAAGUGAAUCAUAGCUCUAGUGAUGCGGACAUAUCGACUAUUGAGUAUGAACGUGAUCUAACUCCUGGGAGCUUGGAGAUCUGGGUGGAUCUGCCUGAUGAGAUCAAGUUUGAUCCGCUGUUGGCGCCUUUUAAGCAACGGUAUGAGCAGCAACAUGGUAAAAUAGAACUAAUAGAAGAACCAAAUGAAGGCGAUAAAACAAUAUUUGAUAAGAAACAUGAAGAAACGAAGAGGGAAGAUGUUGAGACUCUCAAAGACGCCACGAAUAGGUUAAUGGAACCAAUGCACGCUAUUGAAGACACCAAAUUAAAAUCAGUUAAAACGAAAAAGGUAAAACAAGCACUUCGAACAAUAAAGCUAUGUGGGCUAGUAUCCUGCUGGGUGCUGCUAACAGUGUCACUGUUGAUGAACAUGGAGCGAUCUGAUGUGGUGCUGCAUACUGCUGUUAAAGGUGGAGAGCUGAAAGAAUAUGAACUGCCAUCCAGCAGUGAGCGCGUCAAACUGCUGAUCACGCUGACUGGUCCAUUUGAGAAGGCAGCCACAAAUGAUAGUUCUAAUACGCUGCUGUUGUGGCUACAUAGGCAGGUAGCUGAUGAUGAAGGGGAUUUUCAGCAGAACUCAACAAAAUGGAUGAUCCAUCUCCAACCAGAAGAGCUCCUGGACUUCUCCCCCAGCGCCUCGGAGACUAAGAUGCUGAUGCUGCAGGACAACUCGCCCAUACACAGCAGGAGACUCAACCUGACUGCAGACCUGCAGGAAGAGAUCACCAGGUGGAACCAGAUUGGGAUUAAUGGUACGCGAGUAACUCUUCGCAUGAGCACACAGAGUAACCUGACGGUACCUCUAACCGUGAGCUACCAGCUGAACCCCAUAGACCCUGAGGAUGGCAUCAUCUACGCCACCAUACUGCUCAUUGCGUUGUAUAUGCUGAUUAUUUUUGAGAUAGUGAACCGCACAAUAGCAGCUCUCCUCUCCUCAUCCCUCGCAGUAGCUGUACUGGCCCUCAGCGGCGAGAGACCCACGUUACCCGAGCUGGUCUCCUGGCUGGAUGUGGAGACCCUACUUCUGCUGUUCAGCAUGAUGCUUCUGGUCGCAAUAUUGGCGGAAACUGGCCUGUUUGAUUACCUCGCUGUCUUGGCUUUUGAAUUGACAGGCGGUAGAACGUGGCCACUGAUCAACGUGCUGUGUUUCUUCACGGCUAUAUUCUCCACAUUCCUGGAUAAUGUCACCACUGUCCUGCUUAUGACUCCUGUUACUAUCAGAUUAUGCGAGGUGACACAACUAAACCCCGUCCCAGUUCUGAUGUCGAUGGUGAUCUUCAGUAACGUGGGGGGCGCCGCCACGCCGGUGGGCGACCCGCCCAACGUCAUCAUCGCCACGCAUCCAUCUAUAGUUAAAGCGAAUAUAAACUUCACAACGUUCACAUUGCAUAUGGGCGUCGGUAUUCUAAUCGUUGGAGUACAAACGUACUUCCAACUCAGAUUUAUGUUUAGAGAUAUCAAUAAGCUAAGAAAUAGUGUGCCCAGAGAUAUUUUAGAGUUACGCCAGGAGUUGGCGGUAUGGAGACGCGCGGCCGCCUCACUGUCUUCAUACUCGCGAGACGAGGACAUCGUGCGGAGAGCGCUGGAGAAGAAGGUAUCGAGGCUUAGCUCGGCACUGCAGCGGCGUGAGGCGGGCGCGGCACCGCGCUCAGACCCCGCCUUCACGCAAACCCUUGCUGAGAUGAAGCUCAAGUACCGCAUCAGAGACAAGCCGCUGCUGGUGAAGUCAGCAGUCUGCGUGUCAUUCGUCAUCAUCGUGUUCUUUCUGCACGCCAUACCUGAACUGCAGCGUCUGUCUCUGGGCUGGACAGCAUUACUGGGUGCUCUGCUACUGCUGCUACUGGCAGAAAGAGAUGACCUGGAGCCCAUACUGGCGAGGGUCGAAUGGUCCACGCUGCUGUUCUUUGCAGGACUCUUUGUGCUCAUGGAGGCGUUAUCAAAGCUGGGCUUGAUAUCGUGGAUCGGUAACAUGACGGAGUCGCUCAUACUGCAAGUGGGUGAGGAGUCGCGACUAGCUGUGGCCAUCAUGCUUAUAUUGUGGGUGUCAGGCAUAGCAUCUGCGUUCGUGGACAACAUCCCGCUAUCGACGAUGAUGGUGCGCGUGACGGCGCGGCUGGCGGCGCCGCGCGGGCUCGCGCUGCCGCUCGCGCCGCUCGCCUGGGCGCUCAGCUUCGGCGCCUGUCUCGGAGGUAACGGCACUCUAAUCGGCGCGAGCGCAAACGUGGUGUGCGCAGGAGUGGCGGAACAACACGGAUAUAGAUUCACUUUCGUACAAUUCUUAAAGAUCGGCUUCCCUAUCAUGAUAGGAAACUUAAUAGUAGCUUCGUUAUAUCUGUUAUUUUGUCACUGUUUUCUUGAACUACAUUGAUAUUUAUAGAAAACUAGCUUCAACCCGCGUCCCAGUCGUCCGUUGCCAGAUGGUGAUAAAAAUCUUAUGUCCUUCUCUCUAAUUUUCAGCUUAAACGUUUUAGCAAUUGUUGAGUUAUACGUAGUGUAACUAAUACGACUUUCGUUAAUUUAUAUAGAUAACAUAGAAAAUCUUCCUUCUAACAUACCUUUAAUAUUAGAAAUUUUCUUGAAAACUGAAGCAUCAUUCAAAUGUAUGAUAAAAAAAGCAAUAUUUUUUUCAUGUAGUAGCGAAAAGUAUACGAUAUAAAUGUUAUAUAUCAAUGAAUACUAAAUUAAAUAAUGUUAUAAAUAGGUUGCCUCCUAUAGAUUCGCUUAUGAAAAACUUCACGAAACAAGAAAAAAUAACAUUCUGUAUUUUUAUCAUAUUUUUAUACAUCGAUUUCUUAUUAAAAUUAAAUCAGACUGAUAAGAAAUAGUUACUUUUGCAAUGUGCCAAAUUGUUAACACAUUAUUUUUGUAAUUUUCAAAAGUAAGUAAAAGUACAUGUAUGUCUCAAAUAGUGACAAAAUAAAUAGGUACCUACUAUUUCCAUUUUCUUUUAAUAGUAAAUUGUUGAGAGUUGUUAAAACUGAAAAUUCAUAUUUAUUUUGCUCUCUGCUACCUAUGAGUAUAAUAUGGUUUUGGAGUCUUUGAAGUUGAGACAAUAAACUUAAUAUUUAUUAUUUAAAAACUACUUAAUUUAGAGCAUUCUUAUUUAUUUCUAUUUCAAUUAAACACAACGACAUAAAAGUAAGAUAACUUUAAUAUUAAUUGAAAACCAGCAUUCCUGUAUUUUUAAUAUUUAUUUAUGUUUUAGAAAAAAAAAAACAUUUAUCCAGUUCUUUUUUCAUGACUUUCGAAUACUAAUAAAAUUCUUAAAUAAAUUCCACCCUGUAAAAUAUUUUUGAGAAUAAUUUAUUGUCCCCAGCAAGGGUCGUAAAUACAUAAGGGUACAAAUAAUUAAUUGUGAUAAUGUAUAAGUAUUAUUGUGAACUACGAAAUAAAAUAAUUUUAAUUAUGUU
Helicoverpa armigera (cotton bollworm) is the source of this 3788-nucleotide messenger RNA. Its product is annotated as P protein. Lineage: Eukaryota; Metazoa; Arthropoda; Insecta; Lepidoptera; Noctuidae. The transcript is spliced from 20 exons. Gene Ontology annotation, biological process: transmembrane transport. Bases 221 to 2746 code for a protein of 841 amino acids. Gene Ontology annotation, cellular component: membrane. The record is from RefSeq and is a predicted model, not a curated record.